GCUCCAAUGCUCCCCUUUGCCACGCUUCACCCAUAGUACUUCUGUCGCGCUUGCUUAUGUAUUUAAACACAUAAGCUUCGCUUUGUGUUGUUACCCAGCCACUACGACACAAAUCAAGAACAAGCUAGAAGAUCGCCCACAGCCCAAGUCCGUUCCCUGAGAUCAUGGAGAUCACGGAGACACCAAAAGGGCGCACCGCCACAAAGAAAGCUCUCCUGCUGCUAAGCUGCGCCAUGCUGGCGCUCGGCAACUGCUGCGGUCCCCUAAUAAUGCGGCUCUACUUCCUCCGCGGCGGCAAGCGCAUAUGGCUCUCCAGCUGGCUCGAAACUGCCGGCUGGCCCAUCAUCCUUCCCGCCCUCGCCGUCGUCUUCAUGCAGCGCCGCCGUGCAGCUGACGGCUCCUCCGCCGGGUUCUUUCUCAUGAAACCUCGCUUAUUCGUCGCCUCCGCCGUCGUCGGCGUCCUCACCGGCCUCGAUGACUACCUGUAUGCGUAUGGCAUGGCGCGUCUUCCGGUGUCCACCUCAUCGCUGAUCAUAGCCACCCACCUGGCCUUCACGGCCGGGUUCGCCUUCUUUCUGGUGAGGCAACGGUUCACCUCGUAUUCGAUAAACGCCGUCGUUUUGCUGACGAUCGGAGCUGCUGUUUUGGGGAUCCAUUCGAGCGGCGACCGUCCUAAGAACGAGUCGAACAAGGAGUAUUAUUUGGGGUUCUUUAUGACGCUGGCGGCGGCAGCGCUCUAUGGGUUGGUUUUGCCCGCGAUGGAAUUAUCGUACAAGAAGGCACGGCAGGCCAUUACCUAUUCACUGGUGCUGGAGAUGCAGAUGGUGAUCGCUUUCUUUGCUACUCUCUUCUGCACCAUAGGCAUGCUGGUCAACCAUGAUUUUCAGCUCUCUCUCUCUCCAUGGAAACACAUGGCAAUCAAAGGUGGGUUGUGGGGCCAAUUACACAGGGCGUGGGAUUAGUCACGGACCGUAAAACGAACGUAGACACCCUGGACGUACCUAAAAAAAAAAAAUCAAAGGUACUAUAAAAUAAGCUGAUAGGUUUCAGUAUUAUAAGUUGACUGAUUAAUCAAGCAUAAAUCAAGCUGUAAAUUAGUCAAACCGGAUAGUGUGAAAUGGC
Malania oleifera is the source of this 1122-nucleotide messenger RNA. RefSeq names its product purine permease 1-like. Gene Ontology annotation, molecular function: purine nucleoside transmembrane transporter activity. NCBI's taxonomy places the organism in Eukaryota, Viridiplantae, Streptophyta, Magnoliopsida, Santalales, Ximeniaceae. Gene Ontology annotation, cellular component: membrane. The record is from RefSeq and is a predicted model, not a curated record. The coding region runs from base 165 to 962 and encodes 265 amino acids. The transcript has a single exon.